This is a messenger RNA of Camelina sativa (false flax), 996 nucleotides long. NCBI's taxonomy places the organism in Eukaryota, Viridiplantae, Streptophyta, Magnoliopsida, Brassicales, Brassicaceae. The record is from RefSeq and is a predicted model, not a curated record.
AUGAGUUCUUAUAAUACAUUCAGUCAGUCCUCUUCUAGUUAUGUAGAUCUUCUCAACAGUCAAGGCGAUACUCUUAACCUAGAUGGUGCUUACGAAGUACCUCCUUACUCGUCUCAAGAAUCUCAUCAGGAUGUACCUCUUUCUCAAGAGACACAUGUCAGGAAGGAGAGGAAGAAAUGGAAUCCGGCUGAUGAUGAAGCUCUUAUCAGUGCGUGGUUGAACACUUCAAAGGACCCUAUUAUUGGAAAUCAACAAAAGGGAGGAAGCUUUUGGCAAAGGGUUAACAAAUACUAUGCAGACACGCCUCAUGCUAUAGCCAAUGGUGAACAGGGGAUGAACAUAAACUGUAAGCAGAGGUGGUUUAGGAUCAAUGAGUGGACUAACAAGUUCUGUGGGGCUUACGCAGCUGCGGAAAGACUAAACAGCAGUGGACAUUCUGAGAAUGAUGUCCUGAAGAUGGCCCACGACAUCUAUUUCGCUGAACAUAACAUGAAGUUUACAAUGGAGCAUUGUUGGUGUUUGUUAAGGUUUGAGCAGAAAUGGCUGAACCUUAACACUAUUAACAACCCUUCAACAAACGUCAGAACAAAGAGGAAAGUAGUUGCUGCAGCUUCACAAUCAGAGGGUGGUUCACAAUCCGAACCUCAAGGUUGCAAGGCUGCAAAGGCCAAGAGGAACAAUGCUAAGGGGAAGGCUCUCGCUGAGUACAAGAGCAUGUGGGAAGUAAAGAGGGUGGACAUGGCUGAAAAAGAGAAGCUACAGAAGCUUGGCAUAUUAGACACACUUCUUGCGAAACCAGAGCCACUUGGUGAAGUUGAUCAACUUAUCAAGGAUAAGAUAAUGGGCCAAGACUACAGCUACUCUCAGCCUGAUUCAUCAGAUCAAUAUGGUCAAUACUCAAACGACACUGAGCAAAGGGAAAUAGAAGCUUUGAUUAGGAUGGAUGAGGCUGAGAGUAGUUUCAUGAAUGCUCAGGCGAGAGUUUACCCUCGUUAA